CACAACUUCUAAUCUCUCAUACAUUAAAUAAAAAUAAAAAUAAAAAACAAUUUUUUUCCAUUGAAUAAAAAAAGAAGAAGAGAAUUUUGAAGAAAGAUUGUGAAGAAUUGAUCAUGGGUGAACAAAUUCAAGGUGGGGUUUGUGGAGGAAGCUUGUGGAUAAACCCAUCGGCAAAUCUCUUCCGUUCAUCGACUUGUUCUUUGUCCUCGAUCAACGGCUCCGGGUGGCCCAGCCACGAUCCGCCGCUUGCCGCCGCACAAGCCGCUAGGUCUUUGAGCAACGACUCGGCCGGUUCAUGUUCAGAUGGACCGGGUUCAGUAGUAAUUGAUCCAGAAGUUAAACCGUCACAAGAAAACGUAUCAAUGGCCUCAACCCUUCAAAUGAUGGGAAUCAACCUUUCAUCUCACCUAAAUAUUGAUGCUAAUUGGAACCAAGAUUUUAUACAUGAAAGCGGAAAAUCAGAAGAAAAUUAUGCUCACAACUUACAACCUUCUUUGAUGGACCCAACUGGCAUAAACGAUUUCGGGCAAAACCCGGGUUUUCAGUUUAAUUCGACUCAAUUCAACUACAGUUCACCCUUGUUGCAAACUUUGUUCGACGUGGAAUCUAAUCAACUGGGCCAACAGUUGCAAAUGAACAAUCAUCAGUCGAUAAAUUACGUGUCGUCGCAAAAUUAUGUGAACCCGACAGAAUUUUGCCCUAAUUUACCUAAUAAUAAAGUUCAAAAACCGCAACAUGGUAAUAGUCACUUGCAGUUUGCGAAUAACGCGCACUUUUGGAGUUCUUCAGCUUCAAAUUUCGUGCCCUCCAGCACGGCUCAGUUUGUUCGCCCUUCUUCUCUUCAUAGCGGAAAAUCUAAUUUUCACAACCUUAGUACAAAGCAACACAUUCAAGAAAACGGCCGGGGACUAAUUUCAUCAGCAGCACAAAAGAAAGCCACCCUUGAACCGGCGAUCAAGCGUCCACGUGUCGAAAAUCCAUCACCCUUACCGGCUUUUAAGGUUCGAAAAGAGAAGCUUGGGGAUCGAAUAACAGCUCUACAGCAGCUAGUUUCCCCUUUCGGAAAGACUGACACUGCAUCAGUUCUCCAUGAAGCAAUUGAGUACAUCAAAUUUCUCCAUGAACAAGUCAGUGUGUUAAGCACUCCAUAUUUGAAAAAUGGAUCUCCUCAUCAACUGCAACAUCAACAGAUUUGGAGAUUAUUGUCUAAACCUAAUCUUUUUCUUAGCAAGGUCUUGAAAGAAAAUUACUUUCCAGUAGGCUGUGUGUUGGAGGCAAAACCAUCUCAGUCUACUUCCUGGAUGCUUCAGAAAGGGACAUUUAAGGUUGAAAGAAGAGAGGCCAAUGUGGACACAUUUACUUGGGUAAGGGAGCUGCUGCCUGAUAGAAGAUGGAACAUGGAGCUUCUCCACAAUUUAUUUACCCCUGAAACUUGUGAUGCAAUCCUGAAGAUUUGCACCUUAGAGCUUACUGCAAAAGAUAGAUGGGUGUCGUGUCUUGAGCUGAAAGGAAAGUUUUCUGUAGCCUCCACUUACUCUAAUUUUAUCUUGGAGAAAAUUCAGAGCCUAGACAGAGCAGAGAGCAGUUCCUCUUCUUUGAGGGACAAAAAUGCAAGGGACAAAGAUGUUGAAACUUGA
Striga asiatica is the source of this 1637-nucleotide messenger RNA. The record is from the annotation of a GenBank genome assembly. NCBI's taxonomy places the organism in Eukaryota, Viridiplantae, Streptophyta, Magnoliopsida, Lamiales, Orobanchaceae.